Messenger RNA from Sphenostylis stenocarpa, 384 nucleotides. The record is from the annotation of a GenBank genome assembly. NCBI's taxonomy places the organism in Eukaryota, Viridiplantae, Streptophyta, Magnoliopsida, Fabales, Fabaceae.
AUGGGCCCUGAUCCAUUGUGGGGUUCAAUUGUCACGAAGACUAGUAAGCUCGUUUUGGACCAUCACAUGAAACUGCAGCAUGUACUUAAUGGUUUUGCUGUUUCCUCUGACCAAGUUUUCAAUGUUCAAAAAAGUGUUUCUGUCAAAUGCUUGUUGAUAAAUAGUGUAGGCCAUGCCCAACAAACCAACAGGGGGCAACAGAGAAUUACCCAAAUUCACUGUGCUUUUGUUGUUUGUGCCUCCAAUUUUUUUAUGCAUUCAAUUGAAGCCACAACAGAAAAUGGGAAUUCAUGUCGCUGCAACUUCACGUCAUUCCAAAACAUGUCUGCACCUCUAUGUUUGCAUAUGUUGCACUCCGCACAAAAUGAUUACUGUAGGAAAUAA